This is a messenger RNA of Gymnodraco acuticeps, 2360 nucleotides long. RefSeq names its product matrix metallopeptidase 11a (gene mmp11a). Gene Ontology annotation, molecular function: metalloendopeptidase activity; zinc ion binding. Gene Ontology annotation, cellular component: extracellular matrix. NCBI's taxonomy places the organism in Eukaryota, Metazoa, Chordata, Actinopteri, Perciformes, Bathydraconidae. Gene Ontology annotation, biological process: collagen catabolic process; extracellular matrix organization; proteolysis. The record is from RefSeq and is a predicted model, not a curated record.
UUAAAGAGACGUAGCCCCGGAAUCUGCAGCCGUGUGACUCCCGGCUUUGCUCACCGUUCCUCCGGCGCCAAAACCAGCCUGCCUGUGCACCAGCUCGGUUCCUGACGGGGCGAGGAUGCGGACUUCUCUGGCCGUGUGCUGCUGCGUCUUUGCACUGCAUUGCCUGCAGAGCACACUUUGUCUUCCAAUGCGGGGAUCCAGCAGGUACAAAGCACCGUUGUCUGAAAAGUUCCCCGACCUGAAGAAGAGGGGGAAGCUUUCUCACACUCAGGACUUUGUAAAGGAGACAAGUUUGCAGACCAACACCUCAAACACAUGGAACCGACCACGCUGUGGAGUACCGGACUACCCCGCCCAUAAGGAGGUGCAUUAUCGGGGGCGACAGAGACGCUUCGUCCUGUACGGAGGACGUUUAGAGAAGACAGACCUCACCUACAGGAUAGUUCGGUUUCCCUGGCAGAUAGACGAGGAGAAGGUUCGACGUGUCUUUCGGGAAGCGCUGAAAAUCUGGAGUGACGUCACCCCGCUCACCUUCACCGAGAUCCACAGUGGGAAGGCCGACAUCCGGAUCGACUUCACAAGGUACUGGCAUGGAGACAACCUUCCCUUCGAUGGCCCGGGUGGGAUUCUCGCUCACGCAUUUUUCCCCAAAACCCACCGACAAGGUGACAUUCACUUCGACUAUGACGAGUCCUGGACCCUUGGAAACCACAUGGGCACAGACCUUCUCCAGGUUGCCGCCCAUGAGUUCGGGCACGUCCUUGGCCUGCAGCACUCUCGUGAGCCUGGGGCCAUCAUGUCCGCAUACUACACCUUCUCCUACCCUCUGAGGCUGAGCGAGGAUGACAAGCGGGGCAUCCAGUACCUGUAUGGAGCUCAACCACAGGUCCUGCCCUCACCGCCACCCCCCCCUCCACCUCCAUCCAACCCCGAGACUAACGAGAUCGUCGCUAAUCCCGACGUCUGCCAGACGGACUUUGAUGCCGUGUCUAUGAUCCGAGGGGAGCUGUUCUUCUUCAAGUCGGGCUACGUGUGGCGGAUCAGGGACGGGCAUCUGGAAAGCGGUUACCCAGCGCUGGCGUCCCGUCACUGGAGGGGGAUUCCCAACAACAUCGAUGCCGCCUUUGAAGACAAGUCAGGGAAUAUUUGGUUCUUUCAAGGUGAGAAUUACUGGGUGUUCGAUGCCGAGAUGCAGAUCCGAGGGCCGGAGUCCAUCAGGAGUUUGGGUCUGUCGGUGUCUGGGAUCCAGGCGGCGCUGCGUUGGGGCCACGAUUCCAACUACAACACCUACUUCUUCAAGUCAGGUAGCUACUGGAGGUUCAGCCCCCGAGAGCAGAGGGUGGAGUCCGUCUACCCGCACAGCAUGAAGGACUGGAGCGGCAUCCCUGACGAGGUGGAUGCCACAUUCAGGGACGUCUACGGCUACGCUCACUUUGUCCGAGGUCGACAGUACUGGAAGUUCGAUCCCGUUGGCAUGAACUCUUUGGAGGGCUAUCCCCGCUACAUCGGCAUGGACUUCUUCGGAUGUAGAAACAUUUGAGCUAGAACAAGAGCCAGAUUUAUGACUAUGAAGAGGAGUUCUUGAAGCAAUGACGUUUGUGUGCUCAUCCUGCGGUUUCCAGAAGGAUGGCAAUAUCCGUUUACGCUUUCCUCCAUUUAUUACACCUUCUUCUCAGGAAAACCAAGUCAUGUUUCCUCAGACUUAGCACCUCCUGUGCAGCUAUACUCAUAUUUAUUUUUGCACAUUUUUGUCACCAUACAGCUGAGGUCUGGGCCCUGUAUUAACAAUGUGAUGCUGCAUCGCUCUCACUUCCUGUCUUUGAGCCUGAGAUGUUCGACUGAUUGUAGUUUUCAGAAACUGUAAAGGAUAUUUUCCAUUACAUCUAUUCUGUAGUGUUACUUCCAUUAGGAGCAAAGCACUGUAGUUUCAAAAACGAUGUAAAGAGGAAAAAAAAAUCAAUGUGCCAAAACACAUGCAAAUGAAGAAACCUGUUCUUCACCAGCUUAAAGAAACAUGCACAGUGUUCACACACAUUUUGGAUAAACUAAACGCUGCAAAUAAAAUAAAAGCGCAAGAAAUUAGCUCAAAACACAACACAAACAGGGACACUAAAAAGUGAUGCACACAGCUGUGAAGGUGACCGUGUCACCUGCGUCAUUGCUGAUGUGUUUCGCCAACAACAACAACCGAGUGUUUCGAGCCAGGUCCCGUUAUCUCGCAGGACAGUGCACCCAGCAGGAGCCUCCAGCUAGAUUUGAUCGAUAUGGACAUAAACGCGAGUGAAGUCUAAUCGGACAGGAGAGAGAGAUCAGAGAUCAGCUGCUGCUGAUGGAGACACGUGGGAGAGGGGGAGGAAAAG